ACGAAAAAGAUGGCCGCUAUUUUUGUCACUAGUGCAGUGUUUACCAAGACUUUUAGCCCAGUGAGGCUUAAAACAUGGACAAAACGUGGAACAGUUGUGAGAGUCAUUACUAGGUCUUUAUGUUCUGGUAAUGACUCAGACCAUUGGAAAAAUGUCCUGUACUAUUGGUUCAGCCCUGGAGCUGAAAAAAAGUGGUUUCACGGUGGAGCUCAAGUGGAUGAAGAAAUCAGACAAAAAUUUUCAUCUUUGGUUGAAAAAGCUGUGCAAGGAGAACUGAAAGAGUGGGAAACUGAGCCCAAGCCAUCACUGGCACUGAUCAUCCUAACUGACCAGUUUACUAGGAGUAUUUUCAGGAAUAGUGCCAAGGCUUUUUCAGGUGACACCCGAGCUAGGGAAAUUGCCAGGAAGUUUAUUGAUGGUAAAACUCACAACCACUUGGAAUUUCAUUUUGCUGAGAGAGGCUUCAUAUAUUUGCCAUUUGAACACAGUGAAAGCAAGGAAGAUCAGGAGUUAUCAGUGAGUUUAAUGUCUAAAUUAGCUGAAGACUUUAAAGGUACACAGCAUGAAGAAAUGGCUAAAGGUUACAUUGAAUUUGCUACAAGACACAAGGAAGUUAUUGACAAGUUUGGGAGGUAUCCCCAGAGGAACAAAUCUUUGGGAAGAGAGAACACGCCAGCAGAAGAAGAAUUUCUGAACAACAUUCCAGAUCGCUACAAGUGGUGAACUGGACUAUAAAGAUAUGUCAACCACUUUGAAUCAAGUUAUUGUCAGUAGUAGACUAAACAGUGUAAUAUUAUUAUCACCCAAUUGCUGAGUAAGGAGGUUGACACUUAUCCUUAGUUCUGAAGUGGUAUAGGAGGGAAGGAAACACAUAAUUUCCUAUAUAGGCAAUUUAAGUAUUUAUCAGCCCCAAAGGUAUAGUUGGUUCUCCAGCUUGAGGGUCUGAAAACAGGUCUAUAUCUGUUCAUCAUGGUCUCUUUGGGUAUUGAGGAACCCACUAAAGUGUUUUAACAUAUUUAUUUUAAUUUGAUCCUUUCAACUUCUGAUAAAAAAUGGAAAGGCACAGUGUCAACGAAAAAGAUGUAUAAUUCCACUCUUUGCAAUUCUUGACUUUGACACUAAUGCAAAGUACUAGGUGGAACACCUUCAAAGUAUUCUGAGGAGGAUCCAACCCCUUCCUUUGAAAAAACUGCAUGUAGAGUUGCAGUGAGGCAGGUAGUGUUAAGAAUUAGAAGUAGGUCUGUGGUGGCAAAUAAUGGUUAUGUAUCCUUUUACAUCAGGAAAAGUGAUUUCCAGAGAGAUUUCAUUCUCAUUUUAAACUGAUAAUACUCAGGCCUUAAUUAUACUCAUUCAGUUGAUUACCACUAAGUUGGCAAAAUUAAUUGGGAAAAAUAAGUUAUAACAUAUAGUUAAGCUAUCAAUAAAAGGCAAUUUUAUAGCAUUCCUAUAUAAUUUCAUGUUGAUUUGCUGGGAGUAAGACUUCAUUGGCUAAAAUUCAAAAUAAAUAUCUGCAACCCCAGUCCUUAUAGUAUGAUUCCGGUUGAAGAUCAUCUUUAUUGUUUUAUUGCCUUGUCACUUACCUUUUUAUUUUUUCAACCCUUUAACUCCCAGUGACCAAGACAGAAUUUCUCCUUACAAUUUUAAUACAAUAUCAAGUAGGAAAGUGAUGAG
Molecule: messenger RNA, 1671 nt
Organism: Pocillopora damicornis (cauliflower coral)
Lineage: Eukaryota; Metazoa; Cnidaria; Anthozoa; Scleractinia; Pocilloporidae
Molecular function (GO): protein binding
Source: RefSeq, a predicted model, not a curated record